Messenger RNA from Pseudophryne corroboree (corroboree frog), 2067 nucleotides. RefSeq names its product ectonucleoside triphosphate diphosphohydrolase 3 (gene ENTPD3). Gene Ontology annotation, cellular component: plasma membrane. Lineage: Eukaryota; Metazoa; Chordata; Amphibia; Anura; Myobatrachidae. The record is from RefSeq and is a predicted model, not a curated record. The transcript has 10 exons. Gene Ontology annotation, molecular function: hydrolase activity. Bases 256 to 1773 code for a protein of 505 amino acids.
GCAACCUGCUGCUGUGACCAAAUCUCCCCCUGCCCUUUGCCUGCUCUUAUUAAUGUGUUGGAUACUCCCCUGCUGGGGGUGUGGCUAGCAGCUCUGUGUGUGACUAUGUAACACAAUGCAUAUCACACACAUACACAGUGCAUCCUGCCUCAUUCCCUGUGUACCCCGGGACUGUGCAUCAUUUAUAUCUGUGCUCUGUCUGUGACACUCUGAGCUGCGGUUUCUCGUCAUUGGGCUGCAGGGAACGAUACAGGGAUGCCUUUAAAGGUGAAAGUCCCUCUCAUUGUUACUGUUGUGUUUCUCUUAGUCAGUGUAUCUGUUAUCAUUGCAAUUGCGUAUGUCCAGAUUCACCAUGAGCAGGCCCUCUCUCCUGGCCUGAAGUAUGGGAUAGUGUUGGAUGCAGGAUCCUCAAGGACAACAGUAUAUGUGUACCAGUGGCCUGCUGAAAAAGAAAACAACACUGGGGUAGUGAGUCAGACCUUCAAGUGCAACGUAAAUGGCCUUGGGAUUUCCAGCUUCGCUGAUGAGCCUGAAAAAGCAGCAGACAACAUUGACAACUGCAUGAAGAAAGUAAUAGAUGUGAUUCCUCUUAAUCAGCAAAACAGCACCCCUGCUUAUCUGGGAGCCACUGCUGGAAUGAGGCUGCUCCGGUUGAAGAAUGAAAGUGCCGCUCAAGGAGUCCUUACUAGUAUUGAGAACUACUUCAAAACCCAGCCCUUUGACUUUAGAGGAGCUCACAUCAUUACUGGCCAGGAAGAAGGGGUGUACGGAUGGAUUACAGUCAACUAUUUAUUGGGAAAUUUCUUGGAGAAAAACAUUUGGAGCAUGUGGGUACAUCCUGAUGGAGCAGAGACCACUGGAGCUUUGGAUUUGGGUGGCGCCUCUACACAGAUAUCUUUUAUACCAGAGAAGUCAGAUCAGAACCCCAACAGCACAGUGGAAGUGACACUAUAUGGCUAUAAGUACAACGUCUACACUCACAGCUUUCAGUGCUAUGGGAGAGAUGAAUCAGAAAAACGCCUCUUGGCAUCAUUAGCUCAGGGUUCACCAGGGAAACUGUAUGUUGAUAACCCUUGCUACCCACACAAUUAUAAGGUGAAUUUAACAUCAAGUCACGUAUUUGGGAGUUUGUGCUCUGCAUCAUUCCGGCCAGCAAAUUACAAACCAGAUCAGCUCAUCCAUUUUCAGGGGACAGGAGAUCCAGGCCAGUGUAUGGACAAAGUGUCCUCUCUAUUUAAUUUGACAUCAUGCCAUGGAGAACAAGACUGUUCAUUUGAUGGAGUUUACCAGCCAAUGGUAAUAGGAACAUUUUCGGCGUUUUCUGGGUUUUAUUACACUGCCAGUGCUUUAAACCUGACAGGAAAUUUCCAGUUAAAUGAAUUCAAUUCAAGUAUGUCAUCUUUCUGCUCUCAUGAAUGGAGCAAGCUUCCCCAAAUCCUAUCUAAAUUUGAUGAAAAAUAUGCAAGAUCCUAUUGCUAUUCAGCUAAUUAUAUCUACUAUCUAUUAGUUCAUGGAUAUAAAUUUGGCAUUGAAUCUUGGCCACAAAUUCAGUUUCAGAAAGAGGUUGGAAAUAGCAGCAUUGCCUGGUCUCUGGGUUACAUGCUAAAUCUCACCAAUAUGAUUCCGGCAGAAAGCCCCCUGAUUCUUCUUCCCAUGAGACCCACCGUCUUUGCUGGACUUCUCUUCCUGUUUGCAGCAAUAUCUUUACUGUGCCUGAUAUUCCUGGUGGUUUUACUCAUCCGGCAUGCUAGGGAAAACAUCUUCUAUCUUUAAAGUCGGGAUCUAGAUAAGGAGCAAAGUAAAAAGCAACUACUGCUCACACAAGGACACUGUGACAGUCACUUAUUUGGGGGCGAUAGCCCUCUGCACAGUAUCAAGAAAAUGUACAGUGCUAAAUAAAGGUGUGCUCCGACAAAAACCCAUUAUGUGGAUGUACCUCAGGCACAGUGACUAUGGGCCAUGCCAUCUGUUAUGAAAAUGAAGUAAGGCAAGAGUUGACUACUGCAAAUGCAAACUUUAGUUUAUGAGUUUUUAUAUGAUGAACUGUUUAUAAAUAUGUUAAAUAAG